Cavia porcellus (domestic guinea pig) is the source of this 4022-nucleotide messenger RNA. It is a transcript of the gene Top1mt, whose product is annotated as DNA topoisomerase I mitochondrial. Bases 386 to 1996 code for a protein of 536 amino acids. Gene Ontology annotation, cellular component: mitochondrial nucleoid; chromosome. The record is from RefSeq and is a predicted model, not a curated record. NCBI's taxonomy places the organism in Eukaryota, Metazoa, Chordata, Mammalia, Rodentia, Caviidae. The transcript has 13 exons. Gene Ontology annotation, molecular function: DNA topoisomerase type I (single strand cut, ATP-independent) activity; DNA binding. Gene Ontology annotation, biological process: DNA replication; DNA topological change.
AUAUCAAGGCUGUGCAGAUCUGGGAGGCUGGUCGAUGUAGCUGGCUACUGGUGUAGAGGUUUUGCAAUUUGGCCACGCUGCCCGGGAGGACUCCAGGCCAGCAUGAUAAUCCUAAGACCUCGAGUGGUUGGAAGAGAAGCAGCGCAAGGACAGAGUGAAGUGGAGGCAGCUGGAACACCGAGGCCCGUACUUUGCCCCUGCCUAUGAGCCGCUUCCUGAGGAAGUGCAGUUCUGUUAUGACGGUGUCAUCUCUUAUAUAUCCCUCCACCCAUCUCUUCAAGUCACGCUGACCUUAUAAUAAGGUGUGGGAUGUCUCUGGUUGUCUGCAGGAAAGCCCGUGAAGUUGAGCCUAGCAGCUGAGGAGGUCGCCACUUUUUAUGGGAAAAUGUUGGAUCAUGAAUAUACAACAAAGGAAGUUUUCCAGAAUAACUUCUUCAAUGACUGGCAAAAGGAAAUGACAGUAGAGGAGAGAUGCCUCAUCAAGCACUUGGACAAGUGCGACUUCACAGAGAUCCACAGGCACUUCAUAGACAAAGCUGCAGCAUGGCGAGCCCUCCCCAGGGAGGAGAAGCAGAAGCUAAAAGAAGAAGCAGAAAAACUUGAGCAAGAGUUUGGCUACUGUAUUUUAGAUGGCCACCGAGAAAAAAUAGGCAAUUUCAAGAUGGAGCCGCCUGGGCUGUUCUGUGGCCGUGGUGACCAUCCCAAGAUGGGGAUGCUGAAGCGGAGAAUCAGGCCAGAGGAUGUGAUCAUCAACUGCAGCAGGGACUCAAAGAUCCCUGAGCCCCCAGCAGGUCAUCAGUGGAAAGAGGUGCGCUCAGAUAACACAGUUACAUGGCUGGCAGCGUGGACAGAGAAUGUCCAGAAUUCCAUCAAGUACAUCAUGCUGAACCCCAGCUCCAAGCUGAAGGGGGAAAAGGAUUGGCAAAAGUAUGAGACGGCUCGACGCCUGAAGGGGGUUGUAAAUGAGAUCCGCUCUCAGUAUCGGGCCGACUGGAAGUCUCUGGAUAUGAAGAAAAGUCAGCGAGGGGUGGCUCUUUAUUUCAUUGAUAAGCUGGCGCUUCGAACUGGAAAUGAGAAGGAGGAGAGCAGAACAGCUGACACAGUGGGCUGCUGCUCUCUCCGCGUGGAGCAUGUCCGACUACACAGGCAUGCUAAUGGCCACCAGCAUGUCGUGGAGCUGGACUUCCUGGGAAAGGACUCAGUCCGCUACCAUAACUGUGUGCCUGUGGAGAAGCCUGUGUUCUGGAACUUGCAGCUAUUCAUGGCAAACAAGGACCCUGGGGACAAACUCUUUGACAAAUUGACUACCUCCAGCCUGAACAAGCACCUGCAGGACUCGAUGGAUGGGCUGACAGCCAAGGUGUUCCGUACCUACAAUGCCUCUACUAUUUUCCAGGAGCAGUUGCAGGUACUGACCAGAGCUGAAGACAGUACAGCCGCCAAGAUCUUAGCUUACAAUCGGGCGAACCGGGCAGUGGCCAUCUACUGCAACCAUCAGCGAGCAGCUCCCAAGACCUUUGAGAAGUCAGUGCGGAAUCUGCAGACAAAGAUCCAAGCAAAGAAGAUCCAGAUAGCUGAGGCCCAGGAGGAGCUGAGGAAGGCCGAGGUGGACCACAGAAUCAAAGGGGAUGGCAAGUCUAAAAGAAUCCUGGAAAAGAAGCAGAGGCUGCUGCAGAAGCUGGAGGAGCAGCUGGGCCACUUGAGUACCCAGGCCAUAGAUAAGGAGGAGAACAAGCACGUGGCCUUGGGCACAUCCAAGCUCAACUACCUGGACCCUAGGAUCAGCAUUGCCUGGUACAUCAACCUGUCCUGGGGUCCCUGUGGUAGGCCAGGUCUUUUCUGUGACAAGGAUGUACCUGACCAGAUGUCCUUGAUGUUAAGCUCCAUGCCCCAGGUCCUUCCUCCCCUGAGCUUUGGGAUGGUUUGGGGUGGGACCAGCAAUGGCCUGGAACAUGAAGGCCAAGUGGCUGCUCAGCCUACUGGGAGUAGGAGGUGACGAGGGCUGACAUUGUGGCUCAGGUAUGAGAUCUCGAGCCUCCCUGACACUGGGAGAGAUGCUGCCCGGCUGGGUAUUCAGCAGCAGGGGCAGGCUCCACACCAGGUCUCUGGUUUCUCUGCUGCCUGGCUUUGGAGUUGGAUGGGAUAUGGAACUGAUACCAGCCCCUCAGGCUGACACUGUCCCUGCAGGUGUAAACGGUUUGGGGUUCCUGUGGAAAAAAUUUAUAGCAAGUUGCAGAGAGCGAAGUUUGCCUGGGCCUUUGACAUGAUGGAUGAAGACUUUGAAUUCUGAAUGAUGGGACUGCACUAGAAUUCUGCACGAGGCUGACUCACUAGCAGAGCAAAACUGGAGAGUUUUGCACAAUAAAAUAUUCUGCAGGGUGUAUGGUACUGUGAUCUGGAUCAAAGGCCUGGAUGCAAGCCCUGUACUGGGAAGUAGCCCAGCUGGUCUUCUUGCUCAUGACUGUGGCAUCCCAGCCCAGCCUUCAGACCCAUGGGACCUGCAUGAGGAAAGAACAGACUGGGAACCUUGUAAAGCCGAGACUAGGCCUCGUCUUCUUUACGCUCCAUUUCUGGAGAAGCAAACGCUGCCUCAUGGCUCCACCCAGUGGUCACUUAGUCCUUAUUCCACUCAGGCUCUCCAGAGCUUUAGUUUUUCGUGCCGGGAAUGGUGCCCAGGGAAACACAUGAGCAUGCUGUGUUGUCAGUCUGGGCCACAUAGGGAGAUUCCUUCUCAGAAAAGAAAAUAUUUAACUGGCUAGUUCCUUUCUAAUUGGCACACUUUUUUUUUGUUGGUUGGUUGGCAUCCUCUUUGUUACCCUGAGUAUCUGGUCUCAAAAGAUUGUACCUCAGCCUCCACCAUGACCCUUCUCCUCACCUGGCUUCUUCACCAGGGGUAAACCACACACGUAGGUUUUCCAAGCAGGGGGCUUUAUUGUUUUCCUCACUGCCUACUGGAUGAGGACCCAGGCCUCCAGAUGCCUCUCUCUCAGCCUCAUUUGGAGACCUGCACCUGCUGGUGCUGCGGGAAGUGUGAGCUGAAGCAGAAAAUGUGGCCACACUUGGCACACCAGAAGGGCUUCUGGAGCGUGUGAACACGCCGAUGUUCCUGGAGGAAAAAGCUACAGCUGAAGGCACAGCCACAAUCCUGGCAGGUGAAGGGCCGCUCCCCAGUGUGCACGCGCUGGUGCUGCAGGUUGGGGCUCUGCUAAAGGCCUGGCUGCACUCCUGGCAUUCGAAUGGGUUCUGUGUGUGGUACAUUCUGCGGUGUCAGACAAUGUUGGAACUGUGGACAAAGGUCCUGCUGCAGUCGCUGCAUGCAUACGGUUGCUCACUAGUGAAGGUGCAGCAGUGCUUGACAGUGUCAGCAUGCUGACCUCACUCAGUGCAUCGUGGGUCCUCUCCUGUGUGCAUUCACUGGUGCUGAACUAGGCUGAAGCUCUGCCACACUCCUGGCACACGUAGGGCCGCUACCUGCUGUGGCUCUGGUGCUGGACUGUAUGUGCACUGUGGAUCAAGGCUUUCUCACAGUCACUGUGCUCGAGCGGCCUCUGCCCUGAGUGUGUGUUCAGGUGAUUCAUUGCAUCUGAGGAGCAUGUGAAGCUCUGGCCACAGGUAAGGCUGUCCUUGGGCAGGACCCACCUUCCCAGCUAUUUCUCUCCUGAGCACACUGUGUACCCACUUCCUUUCUGUCCUUCAGGUACCUCAAAAAUACCCCUUCUGUGGGGCGUUUCUCUGGGCCUCUCUAUAGCAUCCCUCAGGGCCCCAAGAGACCCCUGAAGUGGUUCCGGCACUGCCUGUCUACCGUAUCUGCCUGCUGGAGUUUUCUGAUGGGUGCCCUGCUCUGCCUGCCCAGCGCUGGGGGCGGGGGCACAGCAGCCUGGCCACUCCAUAUCUGCUGGAAAGAGACAUCAGACACACUCAGUUUUAGACUCCAAAAAACCACCAUACAGUGCAGUGCUGCAUGUGAAUCUGCCAAGCUAUGGUCAUGAUAGAGAAGUAGGAAUAAAGUCACUUCUAGUGGA